GUUUCAUGACUCCUGAGGAGAGGAAGGCGUUUGAGAAGAUCCGGUCCCCUCACCUGAAGUACUGGAUUCCCAUCGUCUGGUUCUCCAACCUGGCGUCCAAAGCCAAGCAGGAAGGACGCAUCCAGGACAGCAUCGACCUGCAGAACAUCCUCAACGAGAUGAACGUGUUCAGGAGCUGGUGUGCGACUCUCUUCGGCUACGACUGGGUCGGGAUCCCGCUGGUCUACACCCAGGUCGUCACUCUCGCCGUCUACACUUUCUUCUUCGCUUGUCUGAUUGGUCGUCAGUUUCUCGACCCGGCUCAGAGUUACCAAGGUCACGACCUCGACCUCUACGUGCCAGUCUUCACGCUGCUGCAGUUCUUCUUCUACUCAGGCUGGCUGAAGGUAGCGGAGCAGCUGAUCAACCCGUUCGGAGAGGACGACGACGACUUUGAAGUUAACUGGAUCAUCGACAGAAACCUGCAGGUGUCCCUGCUGGCUGUAGAUGAGAUGCACAUGAACCUGCCCCACAUGACCAAAGACCUGUACUGGAACGACUGCGAGGCGCGCCCCCCCUACACGCUGGCCGCUGCCGACUACUGCAUCCCUUCAUUCCUCGGCUCCACCACCGACAUGGGACUCUCCGACAUCCUGCAGUUUGACGAGACGGACGUCAGCAACAUCCGACCCCGGCAUCAGGACUCUGUGCCGGCUUGGCGGCAAGAGUCGGUUCUGGGUCGAGUCCGCCGGCUGCUCAGCGUCCAGGAUCCUCCUGACCUCCGACCUCCUCAGCCCAUCUUCAAACGACACAGCAGUGACGCGACAGAAAGCUUCUUCCCAGACUUCAGGGUUUACCCACGUCCAGAAGACAUGGGUUUACCCCCCACCGCCAUAGACACCCUGUCCACCUUAAGGGAGGUCAGCAGCGACUCUACAUCCCCUGAAAGCUCACCCUUUACCGUUUUCCCCCGGCUCGUCAUUAGUCCGCCGUUGUCCAGCGACGUCUGUCACAAGACGGAUUCUUCUGGCAAUGGGGAAGCGGCAAAACCUCAUAAUGGACUGGAUCCGUCCCCCACUGAGGAAGCACCAGGCUUAGAUACCCCGAGGCCCGGCUCCUCGAUGUGUUGUUCCCCCACCCAGCUAGGACCCAAGAAAUUCCGCUGGACAAAUCAAUCACCAACCCGGCCACGGGGGCGCCAGUUCUCCUUCCAGUUCUCCAGGCAGUCAUCGAAAGGGUCGGUCCGAAGCCUGCCGAGCCCAAAGGGCCUGGGUAGGCGGAGACGUGGCCUGGCUCGCUUCCAGUCCCGACGAUCACCCGGUCCACCUUCGGACACUCUGCAGCUCCCGGACCUAGACUACGACCACGACUUCCAAGGAGUGGCAGAGACAACGGACGACGUGGAGGAAGUAACCAACGACAGCGAAGACAUCAGAAACCAGGACACCCAAACACAGAGCUCGGAGAAAAAAUAAGAACCACUCACACAUAAUACCGCCCAAUCAGAGCCAGUCCCAGAGCUGGGACCAGUGCCCAAAAAGAGAAGUCACAUGAGAAAAGUUGCUUAGAAAUCUCCAACCUCUCAAGGGAUGUUUUGAACCGCAUGUUGCCCGCUUAUUCACUGGAGAUAAACCCCCACCCUAACCCCAACAUGUACACCAAAAAAACACAAAAGAUACAAAACUCGUAAUCAACUUUAAGAUCAGAAAAUGGGCAACUUGGGCAAAGAUGGAAUGAGCAAGCACCAACCACUUGGACUCAGCUUAAUAAGCUGAAAUGUUCAAGAUAAAAGCCUUUUUUUAUGCCUUAAUGUUUUAACACACAUAAGAAAGAAGUGAAAUUAUCCACCAAGAGCUGAACCUGUUGUAGAGACAAUGUGUAGACUGUCGAGACUGACUCACUUCAACACAGCCAGCGUUGUGUUGGGGGUCAUCUGGUGGCCAUUAGAGGAACUGCAGCUGAACAGACUUCCGUUUUGGGUCCAACCAUUGACUGAAACUAUGAAUGGACAACGCAUCCGGAUUGGCAACUGCUAAUGUGGAAGUGCCUUAAACCUGCAUCCUGAUGUCCAGCAGGGGGGACUCCUU
Messenger RNA from Etheostoma spectabile (orangethroat darter), 2066 nucleotides. Its product is annotated as bestrophin-3. Lineage: Eukaryota; Metazoa; Chordata; Actinopteri; Perciformes; Percidae. Gene Ontology annotation, molecular function: chloride channel activity. The record is from RefSeq and is a predicted model, not a curated record.